Caenorhabditis remanei is the source of this 762-nucleotide messenger RNA. RefSeq lists its product as uncharacterized. Lineage: Eukaryota; Metazoa; Nematoda; Chromadorea; Rhabditida; Rhabditidae. The coding region runs from base 1 to 762 and encodes 253 amino acids. The record is from RefSeq and is a predicted model, not a curated record. The transcript has 3 exons.
AUGGUAUCCACUACUCAAUACUCCUUCCACGACAAAAUCACUUGGCUCAUCGGAAUUCUCAAUUUUUUAGUAACAAUUGUCGCAAUCAUCUCAAGUUCUGCAUUUGAAAAUCCUAAAAAAUUGGGAAUUCCUAUUUGUGAAUUUGUGUUCUCAUUGAUGUGUGCUACCACAAUGCUUGAGUUUGUUCGUGUUGCUAGAGGAUUUAUCAAGUUGAGGAGACCAAGUGACGACGAGAUGUUUGAAAUGGAAACACUCAACCCGUUGAUGGUUCAGCUAGAAGAAGCCAAUGUGCAGGAGGAGUUGGUGGCGAAAAAACCGUACUGUGAAAUGUGUAUGGAAGAGUACCGGUAUCCUCCAGGUCCUAAAGUGAUGGCAAUAUGUGGACACACAGUUUGUGAAUACUGUGCUGAUAAAUAUCUGAGUGAUAGUAGUAACGAACUAAACACGUGUUGCCCGUUGGGUUUGAAAACGGAACAGGACAAUGCUAUAGAGCCUGCUUCUGCUCCAGAACUCUCCGCUUCCGGACCUGCUCCAGAACCAUCAGCUAUAGAAUCUGCUUUAGAAUCUGCUCCAGAGUCUGCUCCAGAUAUCUCAACUCCUGGGAUUGAUCCAGAACCAUCAGCCAACGGAAUUGCUAAAGAGCCUGCUCCAAGCUCCACCCACUUUCUUAAAGUUUUUAGCAGCCUCGUACAGAAAGGGAAACUAUGGUUUCCAGAAACCAGCUUCAAAAAUCUCAGAUCUCCGAAUUUUGGUUUAUGGUAG